GCCCCCCCCCCCUCCAUCCCUCCCCCGGCUCUGGACCCCUCCCACCCGGGGCGACUUGUGGGGGCCAGGGGGGGCCAGGGAUGGUGCCCACCCCCGGAGGACCACCGGGCUGGAAAGGAGCAGAGGGUCCACCCGGGUUUUGGUGCCAGAAGAAAAGAAUGAUUGAUGGGAAACAGACACAAGGCUGUAGACAUUUAUCCUUUUGCUCCGGAUACUGAUUUAUCAGCGCUCCUGGAUGCCCCUCGGGAUCCGUGAGCAGAGAGGAUCACUCAGGGUUAUUGGCAGUACAGUUGAAGAACCACCGCUUGGCUAAAUUAUCAUCUAAUCCUCGCAUCAUUUACAAAAGCAACAACAACAAAAAAACCCUCUUAGAGACGCAUUGUAAGACAAAGAAAGAGCUCCAAGCUCAUGUCAAAGGCUGACACUUGAGUAUGUUAGGCUUUCACCAAAGUACUAAAUUUACCCGAAAAAGCACUGCUCUAUCCUGACUGUUUCACCCCGCCCCUGGCUUUGGAUCCCGGACUGGGAGUCAUACACCUACCUAUAUGUAGAAUAUCUAGAUUCUGUUGAAACAAGCCCUGGUUCAAGUUGUCCAGGAGACUUCCCCGGGAUUUAGAAAUGUAUUUCUCCAGAUUCUUGUCGCUUCAUGCCCUUUGGGUCACCGUGAGUUCAGUGAUGCAGCAUUAUCCAUCCGUGUGGGGACAUUACGACGUAUGCAAGACUCAGAUUUACACGGAAGAAGGGAUAGUUUGGGAUUACAUGGCCUGCCAGCCGGAAGCCACAGAUAUGACAAAAUACUUGAAAGUGAAAUUGGAUCCCCCUGACAUUACCUGCGGAGAUCCUCCAGAGACGUUCUGUGCGAUGGGAAACCCCUACAUGUGCAAUAAUGAAUGUGAUGCAAGCACCCCAGAGCUGGCACACCCCCCCGAACUGAUGUUUGAUUUUGAAGGAAGACACCCCUCCACAUUUUGGCAGUCUGCUACUUGGAAGCAUUACCCCAAGCCUCUCCAGGUUAACAUUACUCUGUCUUGGAACAAAACGAUUGAGCUCACAGAUAACAUAGUUAUUACCUUUGAAUCGGGGCGUCCAGACCAAAUGAUCCUGGAAAAAUCUCUUGACUAUGGACAGACAUGGCAGCCCUAUCAGUAUUACGCCACAGACUGCUUAGACGCUUUCCACAUGGAUCCCAAAUCUGUGAAGGAUUUAUCGCAGCAAACAGCCUUAGAGAUCAUUUGCACAGAAGAGUACUCCACGGGGUACAUGACAAAUAGUAAAAUAAUCCACUUUGAAAUCAAAGAUAGAUUUGCAUUUUUUGCUGGUCCUCGGCUUCGCAACAUGGCUUCCCUCUAUGGUCAUCUUGACACGAUCAAGAAUCUUAGAGAUUUCUUUACCAUCACAGACCUGAGGAUAAGACUGCUAAGGCCAGCUACCGGGGAAAUAUUUGUAGACGAGCUACACUUGGCACGUUACUUUUAUGCAAUCUCAGACAUAAAGGUACAUGGAAGGUGCAAGUGUAAUCUUCAUGCCACUGUCUGUGUCUUUGACAACAGUAAAUUGUCUUGUGAAUGUGAGCACAAUACUACAGGCCCAGAUUGUGGGCGAUGCAAGAAGAACUAUCACGGUCGUCCAUGGAGUCCUGGCUCCUAUCUGCCCAUCCCAAAAGGCACUGCAAAUACCUGUAUUCCUAGUAUUUCCAGUAUUGGUAUUCCUUCAAAGUUUAAUAGGAUAUGGCCGAAUAUUUCUUCCCUUGAUGUAUCUAAUCCAAAGCAAGUUGCUCCCAAAUUAACUUUGUCAACAGUUUCUUCUGUUCAAGUUGCAAACCACAAGAGAGACUGUGAAUGCUUCGGCCACUCCAAUCGGUGCAGUUAUAUCGAGCUGCUAAAUACAGUCAUAUGCGUGAGCUGUAAGCACAACACUAGAGGGAAGCACUGUGAGUUAUGCAGGCUGGGCUACUUCAGAAAUGCUUCUGCAGAGCUGGACGAUGAAAAUGUAUGCAUAGAGUGUUAUUGUAAUCCUUUUGGCUCAAUCCAUGACCGCUGUAAUGACACAGGAUAUUGUGAGUGUAAGGAGGGAACAUCAGGGCCUAAAUGUGAUGAGUGUCUGCCUGGGAAUUACUGGCUCGAGGGCUGUCAACCAAAUGUGUGUGACAACGAACUACUGCACUGCCAGAAUGGAGGGACAUGCCACAACAAUGUGAGGUGCCAGUGCCCGGCCGCCUACACUGGCAUUCUGUGCGAGAAGCUCAAGUGCGAGAAGGAGACCGGGGGCUGCAGUAUUCGUUCUAACCAGGCGGCCCAUUCCCAGGCUCCGCUCUUACUGCUGACUUCUCUGCUGGGAACCGUGGGGCCAUACCUGCUCUAGGCUCCUAGUGGCCCAUGGCCUCGAGUUCAGCUGGCUGGCCGGACUGUGGAAAAGGAAAAACCCAACCUAAGCAUUUGCUACUAACUUAGAAAAUUACUGACGCACACACACGCACACAAACACACGCGCGUAUAUAUCUAUAAACUAAGGAGGCCUAACUGAACUAAGCCAUAUUUAUCCGUUGUGGACGGCAGUUCGAGUCAAGACUGUUAAUUUCUGACUCAAGACAAGUUGGCAGCCGCUGAUAUUAUUACUACAAAUCACGAUGACGGCUGCAGAGCUUAUGCUGGAUUGAAAAGGCUGUGACAGCCCCCAAACAGGAAAAAAAAAAAAAAAAGACACACAAAAACAUUUGCUCCUCUAAUAUGGUGCGCUUCUGUACCUCUGCCCAGUGUGUGGACCAACCAAAUAGAGGCAUUCUUUGCUGUCAGUGCAUUGUGGAUAUAAGGAAAUCUGUUAAAGCUGCCAUAUUGGCCUGCUUCAGUCCCUGAGUCCUUCCCAACCUGUGCUUUAGUGAACGUUGCUCUGUUACCCUUGUUGGUUGAAAGAUUUCUUUGUCUGAUGUUAGUGAUGCACAUGUGUAACAGCCCCCUCAAAAAAACAACAACAAAAAAACACAAAAAAAUCCCCAAGCCAGUUAUAUCCUUGUAUAUCUUAGCAGCACUGUGUCAACCCCAGUGCUGAUGCACACCUACUUUUCAAGAGUGGCUCUAGGAACAAAAAAAAAAAGUGUAUUUAUCCUUUUGUAUUCAAAUGAAGUUAUUUUUCUUGAAAUAAUGUAAUAUGUAGAUUUUUGUAUUAUUGCCAAUUUUAGUUUAUCAGACAAUCUGUUCAUGUAUUUUAUCCUAUUCAAAUAAGAAUUACAUUUGAUUUUGUCCUUUUUUUGGGUUUUGUUUAAUUGUGCAGAGAUUUCUCUGUAUGGGCAACGUGCUGGCAUCAAAGAAUAUCAGUUUACAUAUAUAAAAAGUGUAAUAAGAUUCCACCAAAGGACAUUCUAAAUGUUUUCUUGUUGCUUUAACACUGGAAGAUUUAAAAGAAUAAAAAUUCCUGCGUAAACUA
Molecule: messenger RNA, 3420 nt
Organism: Tachyglossus aculeatus (Australian echidna)
Lineage: Eukaryota; Metazoa; Chordata; Mammalia; Monotremata; Tachyglossidae
Gene: NTNG1
Product: netrin G1
Exons: 10
Coding region: 619-2361 (580 amino acids)
Molecular function (GO): cell-cell adhesion mediator activity
Source: RefSeq, a predicted model, not a curated record